AUGGCAAUGACCUCGGUCAACUGCCCGCCCGCCUCGGCGCGGAUCAUGGGCGAGGACCAUGAGGACCUCAUGUGCCUGGACCUCGAGGAUGCCUCCUCCUACCAGGGCUACAGCUUUGGUGGCAAGAAGAGCAUCGCUGGAGAGCUGGUCUUCCAGACGGGCAUGGUCGGAUACCCAGAGUCGAUAACAGAUCCGUCCUACCGCGGCCAGAUCCUCGUCAUCACCUUUCCCCUGGUCGGCAACUAUGGUGUUCCCUCGCGAGAGACCAUGGACGCACUCCUCCGCGACCGUCCCGCCCAUUUCGAGUCCUCCGAAAUCCACAUCGCCGGUCUCAUCGUGUCGUCCUACGCCGGCGAAGACUACUCACACUUUCUCGCCACUUCAUCCCUGGGCACGUGGCUAAAGGAGCAGGGAGUGCCGGCUAUGUAUGGAGUCGAUACAAGAGCCCUGACCGAGCGGAUCAGACAGGAGGGUAGCAUGCUUGGCCGGAUGCUUCUACAGAAGGAAAAUUUGACCAACGGAGCCUUGACCAACGGAGCCUUGACCAAUGGAGCCUCCAAUGGUGUCAAUGGCAACACUACAAGACAUAUUCCCAAGAAAGAUUGGAAACCAUACUUCGAGUCUGUGGAAUGGGUGAACCCUAACACAAAGAAUCUCGUCGCAGAGGUUUCCAUCAAAGCGCCCCAGCUCUACAAACCAAACUCUGAAAAGACAGUGAAACAUCCUUCUGGGAGAACACUUCGUGUCCUGUGCCUUGAUGUGGGAAUGAAGAACAACCAGCUCCGAUGUUUCUUGAACAGGGGUGUCGAGGUCCUGGUCUGUCCUUGGAACCACGACUUCUCAAAGGGGGCUGGAGAGGACUACGACGGACUCUUCAUCUCAAACGGACCCGGUGACCCUGCGGUCAUGCGUGAACCCGUGAGGCACAUCGCCGAGGCUAUGAAGGCCAAUCGAACGCCCGUCUUUGGUAUCUGUCUUGGCCACCAACUUCUAGCCCAGGCCGCUGGUGCCAAAACCCAGAAGAUGAAGUUUGGUAAUCGCGGUGCCAAUAUCCCUUGCACGAGUAUGGUGACGGGCAAAUGUCACAUCACUUCCCAGAACCAUGGUUUCGCUGUGGAUGCGCAGAGUUUACCAUCUGAGUGGAAAGAAUUGUUUGUGAAUGCCAACGAUGGUAGCAACGAGGGCAUCAUGCACCACAGCAAGCCGUACUUCAGUGUGCAAUUCCACCCCGAGAGCACACCUGGUCCCCGCGAUACCGAGUACCUCUUCGACGUCUUCAUAAACACCAUGAGCAGUUGCGCCAAGGACAAGAGACUUCUUGAAGCGCCCGUUAGCUUUCCUGGCGGCGCCUAUGAAGAGAAUGAGAGGUUGCACCCGCGCGUCCAUGUCAAGAAGAUUCUCGUUCUUGGAAGUGGCGGUCUAAGCAUUGGACAGGCGGGCGAGUUCGACUACUCGGGCAGUCAAGCCAUCAAGGCUCUGAAGGAGGAGGGCAUCUAUACUGUUCUCAUCAACCCGAAUAUCGCAACAAUCCAGACUUCCAAGGGCUUGGCAGACAAGGUUUAUUUCCUUCCUGUCACAGCCGAGUUUGUGCGCAAAGUCAUUGUGCACGAAAGACCCGACGCGAUAUACGUCACUUUCGGCGGCCAGACUGCCUUGCAAGUUGGUAUCCAGCUCAAGGACGAGUUUGAGGAGCUUGGUGUCCAAGUUCUCGGUACUCCCAUCGACACCAUCAUCACGACGGAAGAUCGAGAGCUAUUUGCCAGAAGUAUGGACUCGAUAGGUGAGAAGUGCGCCAAGUCAGCCUCCGCCAGCAGUGUGGAUGAGGCCAUGCGUGUCGUUAAAGACAUCGGCUUUCCAGUUAUCGUCAGAGCUGCAUAUGCCCUGGGUGGUCUGGGCAGUGGUUUCGCUGACAACAACGAGGAACUUCUCGACCUCUGCAACAAGGCCCUAGCAGCGAGUCCCCAAAUCCUGAUCGAGAGAAGCAUGAAGGGUUGGAAGGAGAUCGAGUACGAAGUUGUACGAGAUGCUCAAGACAACUGCAUCACUGUCUGUAACAUGGAAAACUUCGAUCCCCUCGGUAUUCAUACGGGAGACUCAAUUGUUGUAGCGCCCUCGCAGACACUUUCCGACGAGGACUACAACAUGUUGCGAACGACGGCAGUCAAUGUCAUCCGCCACCUGGGUGUAGUUGGAGAGUGCAACAUUCAGUACGCUCUGAACCCCUUCUCGAGAGAGUACUGCAUCAUCGAGGUCAACGCAAGAUUGUCGCGAUCUUCUGCGCUGGCUUCAAAAGCAACCGGCUACCCGUUGGCCUUUAUUGCUGCCAAGCUGGGGUUGGGCAUACCGCUCAAGGAUAUCAAGAACUCGGUCACAAAGGUCACUUGCGCCUGCUUUGAGCCUUCUUUGGAUUACGUUGUUGUCAAGAUGCCCCGAUGGGAUUUGAAGAAGUUUACGCGAGUGUCCACCCAGCUCGGAUCCUCCAUGAAGAGUGUAGGCGAAGUCAUGAGCAUUGGUAGAAGCUUCGAGGAAGCAAUCCAGAAGGCGAUUCGGGCCAUCGAUUUCCACAACCUUGGCUUCAACGAGACCAAGGCCCUCAUGUCAAUUGACGACGAGUUGCAGACCCCAUCAGAUCAGCGCCUGUUUGCCAUUGCGAAUGCCAUGCAUGCUGGGUACUCUGUUGACCGAAUCUGGGAGCUUACCAAGAUCGACAAGUGGUUUCUGCACAAACUCAUGGGUCUGAACAACUUCGGCAAAAUGGUUUCCAAGUUCACCACCAGUCAGAUCUCUAAGCGUCCUGACCUUCUGCUUCAAGGAAAGCGACUCGGUUUCAGCGACGGCCAACUGGCAAAGUUCUGGGACUCCAAUGAGUUGGCGGUACGACGUAUGAGACGCGAGGCUGGAAUCACUCCAUUUGUCAAGCAGAUCGAUACCGUCGCUGCCGAGUUCCCCGCGUACACUAACUACCUCUACCUCACAUACAACGCGUCAGCUCAUGACAUUGACUUCAACGAUCAUGGUGUGAUGGUUCUUGGGUCAGGUGUUUACCGUAUCGGAUCCUCGGUCGAGUUCGACUGGUGUUCGGUCCGGGCUAUUCGCACGCUUCGAGAGUCGGGCUUCAAGACAAUUAUGGUGAAUUAUAAUCCCGAGACGGUUAGCACUGAUUACGACGAGGCGGACCGGCUCUACUUUGAGAAUAUCAACCAGGAGACGGUGCUCGAUAUCUACCAGAUGGAAAAUUCAAGUGGAGUUCUCGGUGCCAUGGGUGGUCAGACACCCAACAACAUCGCUCUGCCUCUGCUACGAUCCGGGGUCAGGGUCCUUGGAACGUCGCCCGAGAUGAUUGAUAGGGCUGAGAAUCGAUACAAGUUCUCCCGAAUGCUCGACGAGAUUGGUGUCGACCAGCCGACCUGGAAGGAGUUGACAAGCUUCGAAGAAGCCAAGGUUUUCUGCAACAAGGUAUCCUAUCCAGUACUGGUUCGGCCAUCGUAUGUGCUUUCUGGCGCAGCGAUGAACACGGUCUAUUCCGAGGCGGACCUCGAGCUAUUCCUUCAGCAAGCCGCCGAGGUUUCACGCGAGUACCCAGUGGUCAUCACGAAGUACAUCGAGAACGCUAAGGAGAUUGAGAUGGAUGCUGUCGCUAAAGACGGCACUGUGAUUGGCCACUUCAUCUCGGAGCACGUCGAGAACGCAGGUGUUCACUCUGGCGAUGCAACUCUCAUUCUACCACCCCAGGACCUUGAGCCUACUACGAUCAAGCGCAUCGAAGAAGCCACCAGGAAAAUUGGUGCGAAGCUCAAUGUCACGGGCCCCUUCAACAUCCAGUUCAUCGCCAAGGAUAAUGAUAUCAAGGUCAUUGAAUGUAACGUCCGAGCUUCACGAUCGUUCCCGUUCGUGUCCAAAGUCAUGGGAGUUGACCUCAUUGAGAUGGCGACCAAGGCGAUCAUGGGCGUGCCCUUCACCGAGUACCCACCUACCAGCAUUGCGCCAGGUUGUGUCGGAGUCAAAGUUCCCCAAUUCAGUUUCUCUCGUCUCUCUGGAGCUGAUCCUGUUCUUGGUGUGGAGAUGGCUUCUACUGGUGAAGUUGCUUGCUUUGGCAUGGACAAAUACGAGGCGUAUCUCAAGGCACUGAUGUCGACCGGCUUCAAGAUUCCGAAGAGCAACAUCCUCUUGUCCAUGGGAUCAUACAAGGACAAGAAGGAGAUGUUGCCAUCGGUCCAAAAGCUGCAGAAGAUGGGCUACAAGCUAUUUGCCACUGCGGGGACAGCCGACUUCCUCCAAGAACACGGUAUUCCUGUCCAGUUCUUGGAGGUACUCGGUAACGAGGAAGACGAUCAAAGGUCUGAGUUCUCAUUGACGCAGCAUCUUGCGAAGAACAUGAUCAACCUCUACAUCAAUCUCCCCUCGAGCAACAAGUACCGCAGACCGGCCAACUACAUGAGCAAAGGGUAUCAGACUCGGCGAAUGGCUGUGGACUACCAGGUCCCUUUGGUCACGAAUGUCAAAAACGCCAAGAUCCUCAUCGAGGCCAUCGCAAGACAUUUUGACCUUGAGGUCGGCAGCCGUGAUUUCCAGACUAGUCACCGUACCAUCAUCCUCCCUGGGUUGAUCAACAUCGCUGCAUUUGUGCCUGGUAUUGGUUGUCAGGGCAGCCAUGAUCUCCAGGCGGUCACGAAAGCAUCCAUCGCAUCCGGUUUCAGCAUGAUUCGUGUCAUGCCAAUGGGAAUUGAUGGCUCCAUCACCGAUGCCAGCACCCUGAAAAUCGCCCAGCAAAGCAGCAGACGUGGCGGGUUCUGCGACUACAACUUCUCCAUCUCGGCCACCUCCGAGAAUGCGGACCAGAUCAGCCAGGUCACAAGUGAGGUCGGGUCUCUAUUCAUCCCAUUCAAUCACCUGUCGGACAACAUCAGCAAGGUUGCCGCGGUCACUGCGCACUUCGACUCAUGGCCUGCACAUAAGCCAAUCGUUACAGAUGCGAAGACGACGGAUCUUGCGUCGAUUCUAUUGCUGGCUAGCCUUCACAACAGACGCAUUCACGUCACCAGUGUCACCACUAAAGAUGACAUUCGCCUGAUUGCUCUCAGCAAAGAAAAGGGCCUGAACGUGACAUGUGACGUGUCGAUCUACUCAUUGUAUCUAUCACGAAAGGACUAUCCCGAGUGCCAGUUCCUCCCCAAGCCCAGCGACCAGGAGGCCCUUUGGGAUUAUCUCAGCACUAUCGAUGUCUUCUCUGUUGGCAGUGUUCCGUUCCAACUCAGCCACGCCAUGCGUUCUGACUCGAAUCAGACUGCCAAAGAAGAUCCUGCAGUUGGUAUUGCCGAUGCUUUGCCUCUUCUUCUCACUUCUGUCGUCGAGGGCAAGUUGACGAUUGAUGAUAUCAAGGCUCGUCUCUACGACAACCCCAAACAGAUUUUUGAGCUUCAUGAGCAGGUGGGAACAUCUGUCGAAGUCGAGAUUGACCGUACUUACACUGUGCCAACCACGGCUGCGUGGUCUCCAUUCGCUGGCAAGGUCAUGCGUGGAGCUGUACAGAGAGUCACUUUUGGAGACAAGACCGUCUGUCUUGACGGUGAACUCCUUCCAAUUGAGCCUCUUGGCAAAGAUAUGUCCACGCAUGGUAGCAUGCCUGCGCCGAUGUCGCCUACUAUAAAGGCAGGACCCCAGACUACAACGUACCCUCUUGAAGCUUUGGCAGCGCGGCGACCGUCUACUAUGAGCAAGGCCAUGACUACGUCGCGGCUCAUGGACGGCGAACUCGAUGGUCUGCGACCUCUUUCGAAGCACGCUCCUACCAUGGAUGAUUUUGGUCUUCCAGGACCCACGCGCGGGCCAUUUGUCGACUCGCUACACGACCUUCUGAUGCAGCAAUCUGUGUUCAAGAACUCGCAUGUUCUCUCUGUCAAGGAGUAUUCGCGCUCUGAUCUCCAUCUCCUCUUCACCGUAGCCCAGGAGAUGCGCUUAGGUGUCGAUCGCGAGGGUGUUCUCAGUACACUCCGCGGCCGCGUGCUAUGCACACUGUUUUACGAGCCGUCCACCCGCACUUCGGCGUCAUUCGACGCCGCUAUGCAGCGUCUCGGUGGCAGGACCAUCGCUAUCAGCACGUCCCACUCGUCGGUACAGAAAGGCGAAACACUGCAAGACACGCUCAGGACACUUGAGUGUUACGGUGAUGCGGUGGUACUGCGCCACCCCGAGGAGUCAUCGGUCGACAUUGCGAAGAAGUACAGCAAGGUACCCAUCAUCAAUGGAGGCAACGGAAGCAAGGAGCACCCCACUCAAGCGUUCCUCGACCUCUUCACUAUUCGAGAAGAACUCGGUACCGUACAGGGACUGACCAUCACCUUCGUUGGUGACCUUCUCUACGGACGCCCAGUCCACUCGUUGGUCUACCUGCUGCGACAUUACCAAGUCCACGUUCAGCUGGUAGCACCCAAGGCACUUGCCCUUCCGGCGGAUGUUCGCAACUUGCUGAAGGAGUCCGGGCAAUUGCUGUGCGAGUCCGAGGAGCUCACUCCCGAGAUCCUCUCCAGGAGCGAUGUACUGUACUGCACACGAGUGCAGAAAGAGCGCUUCCCCAGCGCAGAGGACUUCGAGAAGGUGAAGAAUGCAUACCGCAUUGAUAAUGCUACGCUUAAGCACGCGAAGCAGCACACGCGGAUACUGCACCCUCUCCCCAGGAAUGAGGAGGUAGCGGAGGAGGUUGACUUCGACGAGCGCGCUGCCUACUUCAGACAGAUGAGAUACGGACUAUACUGCCGCAUGGCCCUGCUAGCUUUGGUCAUGUCGGGCUAG
Anthostomella pinea is the source of this 6789-nucleotide messenger RNA. Lineage: Eukaryota; Fungi; Ascomycota; Sordariomycetes; Xylariales; Xylariaceae. The record is from the annotation of a GenBank genome assembly.